Hypanus sabinus (Atlantic stingray) is the source of this 5021-nucleotide messenger RNA. RefSeq names its product gastrula zinc finger protein XlCGF26.1-like. Gene Ontology annotation, molecular function: DNA-binding transcription activator activity, RNA polymerase II-specific; RNA polymerase II cis-regulatory region sequence-specific DNA binding. Gene Ontology annotation, cellular component: nucleus. Gene Ontology annotation, biological process: regulation of transcription by RNA polymerase II. The record is from RefSeq and is a predicted model, not a curated record. Lineage: Eukaryota; Metazoa; Chordata; Chondrichthyes; Myliobatiformes; Dasyatidae. The transcript has 2 exons. The coding region runs from base 675 to 1949 and encodes 424 amino acids.
CUUCCGGCUGAUGAGGGAAUGGGAACCGAUGGAUCUCUCAGACAGAGCUGAGCUCCAGCUAUCUAAAUGCAAGGAUUAGGAACUCGGAGAAAGGGAACAAAAAUCUUUUACAUCACCAGUUGAGAAAAUCUGCAUUAGUACUUUUUUCCGCAGAUGCUGCCUGGCCUGCAGAACUCCUGCAGUAUUUAGUGUGUGUUGCUUCCUUUACCUCCUCUUGCUCUGGACUUUUCGACCGGUGAGAACAUGUUUUGUCCCAUUCUCUCUGGGUUAAAAAUGAGAAGGAAUUCAUCUCCAGGAAGCUCAAACACGAGACGCCAGUUUUGUUGUCUCUGCCUAGAUAUUUAAGAAGUGGAGCAAGGGAUCCAAUUGUCCACCCUUCCUGCUCAGACUGUAGGGAGGAAUUCACUCGGUGAUUUUGACCAACUGGCACGCCCAUCAUUUUACACAGGAAAAAGGACAUUCACCUGCCCAGACAGUGGGAAUGGAUUCACUCGGUCAUCUCAACUAAAGGUACAUCAGCAAGUUCACACUGGAAAAGGCCAUUCACUUGUUCUGUGUGUGAGAAGGGGUUCAGUCGGUCAUCCCACCUGUGGACACACCAAUCAGUUCACACUGGGCAGAGACUGGUCUUCUGCUGAAUUUCUGGGAAAGGAUUCACUCUGUCAUCUGACCUAAUGGCUCACCAGCGAGUUCACACUGGGGAGCGGCCGUUCACCUGCUCAGUCUGUGAGAAGAGAUUUACUCAGUUAUCCAACCUACAGAGUCACCAGCGAGUUCACACUGGGGAGAAGCCAUUCACGUGCUCAGUCUGUGAGAAGAGAUUUACUCAGUUAUCCAACCUACAGAGUCACCAGCGAGUUCACACUGGGGAGAAGCCAUUCACGUGCUCAGUCUGUGGGAAAGGAUUCACUCUGUCAUCCACCCUACUGGUACAUCAGCGAAUUCACACUGGGGAGAAGCUGUUCACCUGCUCAGACUGUGGAAAGGGAUUCACACUGUCAUCCCGCCUACUGGUACAUCAGCAAAUUCACACUGGGGAGAAGCCGUUCACCUGCUCAGUCUGUGAGAAGAGAUUUACUCAGUUAUCCAACCUACAGAGUCACCAGCGAGUUCACACUGGGGAGAAGCCUUUCACCUGCUCAGUCUGUGGGAAAGGAUUCACUCUGUCAUCCACCCUACUGGUACAUCAGCGAAUUCACACUGGGGAGAAGCUGUUCACCUGCUCAGACUGUGGAAAGGGAUUCACACUGUCAUCCCGCCUACUGGUACAUCAGCAAAUUCACACUGGGGAGAAGCCGUUCACCUGCUCAGUCUGUGGGAAAGGAUUCACUCUGUCAUCCACCCUACAGAGACACCAGCGAGUUCACACUGAGGUGAAGCCAUUCACCUGCUCAGUCUGUGGGAAAGGAUUCACUCUGUCAUCCACCCUACAGAGACACCAGCGAGUUCACACUGAGGUGAAGCCAUUCACCUGCUCAGUCUGUGGGAAAGGAUUCACUGUGUCAUCCCUCCUACUGGUACAUCAGCGAAUUCACACUGGGGAGAAGCCAUUCACCUGCUCAGUCUGUGGGAAGAGAUUCACUGACUCUUCCACCCUACGGAGACACCAGCGAGUUCACACUGGGGAGAAGCCAUUCACCUGCUCAGAAUGUGGGAAGCGAUUCACUCUGUCAUCCACCCUACGGCGUCACCAGCGAGUUCACAGUGGGGAGAUGCCGUUCACCUGCUCAGUGUGUGGGAAAGGAUUCACUGACUCUUCCACCCUGCAGAGACACCAGCGACUUCACACUGGGGAGAAGCCGUUCACCUGCUUAUUCUGUCGGAAGAGAUUCACUCAGUCAUCCACCCUACAGAGUCAUCAGCGAGUUCACACUAGAGAGAGGCUCAGAAUGUGGGAAAGGAUUCACUCAGUCAUCCCACCUCUUGGCACACCAGUCAGUUCACAGUAAGGAGAGGCCAUUGUUAUGAAUCCUUUGGUUUUGAUUGCUGUAGACUGUCAUUUUAAGAGAGAGAGAGAGAGAAAUUAAGAAGGUGAAUCAGUCUGACUUGCAGCUUGUUUACAUUGCUCGCAGCUUGUUUAGUUUUAACUGAGGACACAGACACUCAGAGUCAGACGGAGACAAAGGAGGAAAAAUGGAAGGAUCAAAACCAGGGAACUAGUAGCCAAGGAUCACUGUUUGGAACUUUCCUUCGCUCACAAGGGUGGGCUAAUUAUCGAUUCACCGUACAUCGAAUGUGUGGUUGUCACCUCAUUUGUUCCACAGGAGUGGAUCUGAUUUGGGAUAUCCUGUGGAGACAACUUAUGUGUUAACCCUUGCCUGGCUGUGGCGUGGUCAUUCAUUUGAUGAUACCCCUUAUGACAAUUCACUUUAGGUGAUAAUUCGUAUGUACAUUUGUAAAGAUGAUGGAUAAAAUCUAGAGCGACUGUUCUCUCUUUUUACCACCAUGGAACCUGUGGAAUACAACAUAAUUGCCUUCUCUCAACAUUUACCCUGGAUUACAAAAAUAUCUCUCUCACAUCACCUAUUCUGUGAAUGAAUUGAACUUUAAUACUUUAACAUCUCCAGACUCCAAGCCUUGUUUCCCCUGAGCUCAGAAGUUUGGGAGUUAUAUUUACACACAUACAUACACAUAACACUCACGAGGAAAUCUGCAGAUUCUGGAAAUACAAACACAAAAAAAAUGCUGAUAGAACACAGCAGGCCAGGCAACAUCUAUAGGGAGAAGCACUGUCGACGUUGUGGGCCGAGACCCUUCGACAGUACUAACUGAAAGAUAGUAAGAGAUUUGAAAGUAAUGGGGGGAGGGUGAAAUGCAAAUGAUAGGAGAAGACCUGAGGGGGUGGGGGUGAAGCUGAGAGCCGGAAAGGUGAUUGGCGAAAGUGAUGCAGAGCUGGUGAAGGGAAAGGAUCAUGGGACGGGAGGCCUUGGGAGAAAGAAAAGCGUGGGGGUGGAAGUACCAGAGGGAGGGGGAGAACAGGUAAACAACUAAAUAUGUCAGGGAUGUGGUAAGAAGGGGAGGAGGGGCAUUAACAGAAGUUAGAGAAGUCAGUGUUCAUGCCAUCAUGUUGGAGGCUACUCGGCCGGUAUAUAAGGUGUUGUUCCUCCAACCUGAGUUUGGAUUCAUUUUGACAGUAGAGGAGGCCAUGGAUAGACAUAUCAGCAUGGGAAUGGGAUGUGGAAUUAAAAUGUGUGGCCACUGGGAGUAGUCUUUUGCUGUUGGUUCAUUUCUAAACCAUUAUGGUUUGUAACAAAAUGGGGCUGUGUCUGGGAUAUGACAAAUUUAAGGAUUGAUUAAUUAUCAAUUUCAUUGGGGAAAUCCCUUUUGAUUUACUUGUGUGUGGAAAACCAGCAGCAAUGGAUGUUGAUAGAUAUCUGGAAGUGUGAACCUCUCAGGCAUUAGAGGACACCAGAAGGAUUGAGUUGUUGAGUAUUGCUAGAACGUUAAUACUUGCUAAGGUGAAAUUGACAAUGAGGAGGGCACAGAUGCAGAAGAUAAUAGCUGAGCAUUAUGUAUCUGAGGAUGUGUUUAAAGUGAAGGAGUUGGAGGUGUUUCCUGAAAGUAAACCUCGUGAGCUUGAGCUCCAGUAGAAGUUAGAAAUAUUAAAGAUGGAGGCUCCAGAAAGGCAGAGGCAGUUUCAGGCUAAAGAGGCAGAAAAGCAGACAGAAAAUUCUCUUACAAAGUGUAAUUAAGGGGAAGGCUUAGCAAGCCUAUUCUGCUUUGACAGUUGCUGAAGCAGCUUAUUAUUUACUUAUUUAUGCUGCCCCAAUCAUCGCCACUGGGCUAUAAAUGUGCAGGAGCUGUGUGUGGUUCAGUGUUUUGCUCAAGGACACACAAGCUGCCUCGGCUGAGGCUCGAACUCAUGACCUUCAGAUCGCUAGUUCAACACCUUAACCACAUGGCCACGCAUUAUGACCACACAUUAUGACCUAGUGAAACAGGCUGUGCUCAAAGCUUACGGGUUGGUCCCAGAAGCAGACAGGCAAAAGUUUAGAAAUUUGAAGAAAUCUGUGAACCAGACAUACGGAAUUUGCUUAUGAGAAAUUUGUGUCUAUUGACUACUGAUGCACAUCUGAACAUGUAAAUGAUGAUUUUAACAGCUUGAGAGAGUUGGUUUCAAUUGAAGAAUUCUGAAGGUGCGUCCCUGAUGACAUAAAGACGUAUUUAGAUGGAAAUGAUGCUGCCACUCGGCAGGAAUCUGCUGGAUUAGCAGAUCAGUUUGCUUUAACUCAUGAAAUUAUGUUUACGCUGAAUAAGAGUUUCCAAAAGGCACUUGUCAAGUUGUGGGUAAACCUAAUGAGCUCACCCCAGUGGCCUGAACCUGCAUUCGGUGAACCCUUUUCCAAAGUUAUAGUGGAUUGUGUUGGCCCAUUGCCAAAGACUAAAGCUGGCCAUCAGUAUCUGCUAACUAUUAUGUGUACUACAUCCAGAUUCCCAGAGGCAAUGCCUCUCAGAAAUAUUAAAGCUAAAACUGUGGUGAAGGCUCUUACCAAGAUUUUCACUUUAUUCGAUUUGUCUAAAGAAAUACAGUCUGAUCAAGGAUGUAUUUGUAUAUCUGCAUUAUUCAAGCAGGUAGUUUAUGAAUUGGGAGCAAAACAGAUUGCAUCAUUUGCAUACCAUCCGGAACCAGAAGGGGCUUUAGAAAGAUUUCAUUCUACCCUCAAAACAAUGAUUAAGACAUUGUGUUGAAAAUGGAAAAGACUGGGAUGAAGGAACAUAUUUGCUUUCAUCCACAGAAAUAGAGUCAGUGCAGGAAUCACUGGGCUUUGGUCCAUUUGAGCUUGUAUUUGGUUGCAGAGCGAGGUGCCCUUUGACCUUGUUAAAGGUACAGUGGAUUGAUGGGGAUGUACAUGUUAACUUGUUAGACUGUGUUUUGAAGUCCAAAAAUAAACUACACCAAGCCUGUAGUCUAGCGAGACAAAUCUUAAAGAUUUCUCAAAACAAAAUGUUGGUUUGAUAACAGCGCUCGCGAAAGAAAACACCAGGUGGGGGAUAAGGUGCUUGCCUUAUGUUGACGAAUC